Molecule: messenger RNA, 2407 nt
Organism: Hydra vulgaris (swiftwater hydra)
Lineage: Eukaryota; Metazoa; Cnidaria; Hydrozoa; Anthoathecata; Hydridae
Product: E3 ubiquitin-protein ligase MYLIP
Biological process (GO): ubiquitin-dependent protein catabolic process
Cellular component (GO): cytoskeleton
Molecular function (GO): ubiquitin-protein transferase activity
Source: RefSeq, a predicted model, not a curated record
UUUUAAUAACAAAAAAAAUCUUCCCUUGUUCUUGACCCUUCUAGCGGAACCAGCGCAACAAACCACCAUCAACCUCCUCUAAUCUACAACAAUACUGCCACUCACAUGACAAUUAAAACCACUACACAACCAACAGAUUUCUAUGAUGUGGUGUUUCGUGUCAGAACCGAGCGGAACUAUCCACGAGCUUAUAUUGCCGAAAGGAAGCCGUGGAAUAGAUUGUCUUGAAAAGAUAGCAUCUAGAAUAAAUUUGGUUGAAAAAGAUUACUUUGGUCUUCGUUAUAUUAACCCUUCAAAUGGCGUUGAGUCCUGGUUAAAUUUAAGAAACAGGCUAUUAGAUCAGUUGUAUACUGGAGGAGGACCUCAUAGAAUUCAAUUAAUGGUGAAAUAUUUUGUCAAUGUUCAAGAACUUCAACAGCCUAUUACUAGAGAUUUGUAUUACUCAACAUUAGUCAAUCACAUCAACCAUGGUAAAAUUGAUUUGAAAUCAAUUGAUAAGAAUAUAGUAGCUCAAAUAUUUGCUCUUACAGCGCAAGUUCAUGUUGGUGACUUCAAUGCUGAAGCUUUACCUGAUUACUCUGUGCUUUAUCAUUUGGAUGAGGAAUGGAGUUUAGAUUUUCAAAAAGUUGUGGAAACAGAACAUUUAAAGUUAGACUCUGUUACUCCUUCACAGGCAAAAAUUAAAUUUAUACAACUGGUUAGUGAAUUAGACCUAUAUGGUGUUGAAUCAUUUCAUGUUCAUUCUAUGGGUGAUAAUCCUAAAGAGCUAACACUGUCAGUUCGACAUGAUGGUUUGAGAGUUUAUCGAGCAAAUUCUUGCAAAGAAAAGAAUACAGAAACUGCUAAUCUUUUAAAAUUCAUAACCUAUGAUUCAAUAUCAACUGUAUCAUACAAAGGUAAACGGUUCACUAUUGUUCAUGGAAAUGGCAAUACUGAUCACACUCAUUCAAGUUUUUUGUUAAAGCGUAAUUCAGCUGCCAUUAGUCUAUUUCGAACAUUUACAGAAUACCAUUCUUUUUUUCAAUGCAAUACUGUAAAGAGUUCCGUAAUUGAAAAAUGCAGCAGAAACUCAUUUGGCAGAGUGUUUUCUGUCUUUUUCCCUAAUUCAAAUAAAGGCAAACUUUUUCUGUUUGAUGUAAUGUGUACUAGAAGACAAGCAUACAAUCAAGCAUGGUCAGUACUACAUGCUCCAAAUAAAAAUCGACAGUCAGCCUUUUAUCACAGUGACAGAAGUUUUAAUAGAAAGAGUGUUUACAGUUUGAGCUUAGCAGAUGAAAUUCCUGCAAACAGCUCUGCAAAAGAGCAAAAGAACCAAGAAUCAUUUUUUUUUAUAAAUAAUGAAGAUAAACUUAAUAGAAAAGAGCAGUGGAAGUCUACUGUCUCUCACUCAAAUGAUAUAAACAGUUUAUCAUUAGAGGAAUUGCGUGACACAGUCACAGAUCUUAUUGAAAAAAGAAUGUGUCAAGUAUGCAUGGAUGAAGAAGUUUCUACUGCUUUUUGUCCUUGUGGCCAUGUAGUGUGUUGCACAGAAUGCGCUGCUGUGUGCAGAGAGUGUCCACUCUGCAGAACGCAGGUCACCUAUGCACAAAGGGUGUUUUUUAAUUGAUGCUUGUUUGAUUUUGUUUAUUUAAUUAUAUAAAAAGAAAUUAAAAAAUUUUAGCCAGUCAAUUUUUAGACUGCUCAAAAAUUGAUUGUACAUUUUCAAUACACUUUACUUGUGUUUUAAUAUUUUAUUAAUUUGAGUUGAAGUAUUAUUUAUUAAAAAGCUUUUUUUUAUGAAAACAGUUAGUGUGAUAAUACUAAAAUGAAUGGUAGCUUUGAUUUUACAAUAAAAAUAUUAGAUUUUUUUUCAUUGUUUUUAAUAGAUUAAUCGAAGCAUCUCUUAAUUUUAAAUCUUUUUAUUUAUUACGAUUUAAUAGAUUUUUUUUUAUUCUCUUUCAUUUUAAUGGUCUUUUUUUGAUCAUUGAUAUUUCUUUACACAAUGAGUUUUAUUAUUGUAUACUAGUUAAAAUGUCUAAGUUGUGUCAGUUUUUGGUUCGUGUGGACUUAACCACACAAAGUUUUGUAUUUUUUUUGUUAUUUGUAAGCAUUUCAUUUUUUGUUUGUUGCUUUAAAAUCUUUUUUAAUGUUCGUAUAAAAUCGAUGUUUCUGAACUUUUUUUAUGUGUACGGCUAGGAGCUUUUUCUUCCUACUCAAAAAAUAUUCUGUGGAAUUUUGUUUUAUUUUCUUGGAAAGGUUUUAACUUAAAAAGUUUUUUUUAAGGUUUUACGAUUGAACAGAUAAUUAUGUAAAUUUAAAACUAUUUAAUGUUAAGUUAUUUUAUAGUUUAUUAGAUUAGUGCGCGUUGAAUGUGCAUUGCAUAUGUAAGUGUAAAAUAUAAUAAAAUUAUUUAAUCUGUUUACUUAGA